GCCAGCUACGGAUAGCUAACGCCGAGCUAAAGCAAAACGGCUCGGUUGGUCUCGUUGACGACCGUAAAGAUCACGUCCCACCGAGAGGAUUUAUUGAUUUCAAAACGCACGACGGAUACAAACACAACGCCCCGAUAAGUGGGGAGGCCGCUCCUCUGCCCAGAUGACCGGCGCACCCCUGGGCUCAACAUGAAUCCUGUCAGCUACCAGGGCAUGUUGUCGCCAGUGAACGGGGGGCAUCCCAGUUUGGUGUUGGAUCGCGUUUUGGGCUCGUCCAACGUCAAGUGCUGUCAGAAGUGCGGAUUUGCUUCCACGGACGCCGCCGAGUUGAAGAGGCACAUGCUGGAGCACAGGGGGACGAGGUUUUACUGCUUCUACUGCAACAAAGUCUCGUUCAGCGAGGCCGAGCUAAACGCUCACCUGAAGCAGCACAGCUCCAAGUAUCCGUUUAAGUGUCCUCACUGUGGACAGGGCUACAUGCGGAGGUUGUGCCUGGUUAAGCACAUCGAUCGCUUGCAUAGUAAAAACACAAGUCAAGGUCCUGCUAAACAAAACCCCCAUGUCCCCGUCUCCAGUGCCUUAUCAAGUGUGCACACUGCUGACCCAGCAUCAGUCCGACCAGCCGUCCGGGUGACUGUACCCGUCCCGAGUGCACCUGCAGCCAGGCAGGGUCGAGACGAACUGCGAGGGAAGACACGGGAAACGAACGCGUCGCACGCCACGAAUGGCAACGCGGAUCUUCUGACCCCUUUGAAUGGACUCAUCCAGCACAACAGGGCUCUGACGGUUUCUCUUCCGGAGGAAGUAACAAUCCCCGCCGGCUGCUUGGUGGAGCUUGUCGAGGUAAAAACUGUCAAUGGGACGAAGGAGCUGAAGCUGAGGCUCGUCUCGCAACAAGAGAACGAGUCUGUGAUAAAAGAGACCAGGACCACGGUCUCUCAAAACACUGCCCUGGGAAAGCCCUUCUCAUCCUCGUUGAAUCACCCGAACGCGGUGAAGGACAUGAGCAUGGGGAUGUGCACGGUUAACAGGAAGCAGUUUGAUUCAAAGACUAUGAAUGCGGAGCGCCCCGCUGUUUGUCCAGUGAAUAUUUCGAAAAACAUCCCAAGUCACGUAAACAAAGAAAAAGCUGGAUUUAAGAGAGCGUCGCAGGAAAUAAUCAACUUGGAAAGUCACACGGUCAUUCCAAACAAGGUUCCCAAAAGCAUCCUGAAUCCUGUAAGAGAGGGCAACGGUGGGGUCAAAGAUACGCAGAGCGAGCCGGCGAACCACGGUGCAGCGCUGCCCUCCGUUAUCUGCAACAGGGCUGGCCAACGGUUUACGAGCGCCCUGCAUCCAGACAUCAUGGGCUCAUGUGUUUCUCAGAGGGCCGGGGACGAGAGGAAGAAUUUAAUUCCAGAGCAUUCCAACAGCAUCCCACCCAGGAGGGCGAGUGACGCAAAGAUCACUCAUCGAGAUGUGAAGCUGGAACCAGGCGUGAUAAGCCUCAAGAACGACACCGCUUCAAAAAUAAAGACAGAGGAAGUGGGCUCGAACCAGCAACACUCUUCUUGUCCUUCCUUGAGUGUCCUCUUGGCGGCAUCUGCCCAAGUGAGACCGUCGGCGAUUCUAGUUUGCAAGGAUACCGUUUCAAGUCCGUCGUUUUCAAACCCCAGAAGUCUAAAUGAGCCUUCGUCGGUGAAAAAAAGGGUGCUUUCCACCCGCAAAGGUCCAAAGAUGUCGACGUGGACCCAGGAAGUCGGAUCCGGGGAGAGAGCAGGAGACGCGCUGGAGCCCGAGGGUUUUCCCGUCAUCUCCUCUGUGUUUUCGCUCAGCCAACAACCAGAGGACGUCCAAGGCGCCAUGCAACCGCUGGUCAUGGCGCUGCGUGGUAUAGUGAUGGAUAAAAGUAACGGUCCUAGUAGCAGAACUCAAGAUCACGUCAAGGUAACAAACGGCACGGACCUGGCGAAGGAGGCGCUGGCGUCCUGUGCUCAGGUGGACACAAAAGAUGGGUCCAUCAUCCACAAGCUUUUAUUAGCAGAGCGGGCCGGUAGCACAACUCAAGAUCACGUCAAGGUAACAAACGGCACGGAGCUGUCGAAGGAGGUGUUGGCGUCCGUUGCUCAGGUGGACACAAAAGAUGGAUCCAUCAUCCAGAAACUUUUAUUAGCAGAGCGGGCCGGUAACACAAAUCAAGAUCACGCCAAGGUAACAAACGGCACGGAGCUGUCGAAGGAGGAGCUGGCGUCCUGUGCUCAGGUGGACACAAAAGAUGGAUCCAUCAUCCACAAGCUUUUAUUGACCAAGCGGAUCGGUGAGACUCUCAAAGUGGAGGCCAAAGAGGAUAAAGGUAAUCAGCACCCUCCUGCGCCGACCCACAACCACAUCAAGAAGGAGAAACCAAGCACUACUACUAAGACGACGGACAGUAAGAAACGCCGUUGCACUCCCGCGUCAAAAUCUUCAAGAGAUGGGGUAUCUGUUUUCCAAAUUGCCGGCGCACAUGUGGCUGCAGAGCCGCUCCAGCAAAUAGCCAAAGGCGAGCACGACAUCUCAAAGUUUCUGACUGUCUCGCUGAAACGGGUACAAGUAGGCCUGUGGAAAAAGAACAAGAAGGGGCUGAAACUUAGAAUAUCCAAAUACAAGAUUCAGGUACCGAUGGGCGGUCUAACCGACUGCACGGUUAUAUACCCGAUGCCGCUGAAGUCGGACCAACUGGUGACGCGGCCGAGCCCCUACCAGCCCGUGGUGGUGCUCAAUCACCCGAAGCCCCGGGCCUCCGUUCAGGGCGCGAGACCGGACACUGUAGCGGACACGCCGGAGUCCGUGCUGGCGCCAAAGUGCCAAAUCUUAAAAAUGAGGCUGAGCAAAGUGAUGGGGCAGAAGUACGAGGUGAUGGGGUGCACCGUCGGCGUCUUCCCGUGACUCUUAUCCGCGGACGUAUCGCUGCACGUGAGUGCACGUUUAGGAGAAAACGACUAGUAUUACAACGGCGGGGAGACGUCGACUUAAAGAAAGACAAAACAUGAUGGAGCGUGAGAUUUUAAAAACAAUGGACCUCUUGAUUAUCAUUGUGUUACACGUUUGUUGUUUAUAUAGGCAUGGAAUGUGGAAUAUUCAAGUGCAAUGCAGUCUGACUGCUUUGAGUCCCAGAACAUCUGCUUUAGUAGACUGCGUUCACUCAUACGCAGAUGUUGAGUACGGUUACAGAAACGUUCGGGAAACUAGUAGAUCUGUCAGAGUCGAGGCAUAAAUGCAUGUGUUGUUUACUUAAAUAGGAUAACAUACUGUAUUUAUUUUUGUUUUUUUGUUAUCAGAAAUGUUUUGCUGUUAAUCUGGAUCCUCUAAGACACAAGCUGAAUUAGGGGCAGUACACCUGAGUGUCAACUCCAAAUACAAACAAUGUCAUAAAGAUGCAGAACAUGCAUGGCUCCAAAUUGAAUGAUGGGGGAAGAAAUCGAUAGUAGAAGUAAUGCGGAAAUGUUUGGUUUGUGAGGUCUAUUAUGGGGGCGAAGCCUCAUGCAACAUUUAGCACAAAUAAUAUACAAUGCAAGAAAUGUCUUAGUCAAAGUAUGAAUCCCUGUUUUUCUGGGGGGGUUUUUAAUGCUCAAAUUAACAGAACAGUCCGAGGCGAAGAAAACAAAUGUGUUUCCGGCCGCCGUAUUUGGACAGAGAGCACUUCUUCCUUUUGUUUCCUUUGAUGAAGUUGUCUGAUUAUGUUGCAUCCAACAAGUCAAUUUAACACUUGCCUUAAAACUGAUCAAUAAGGCACGUCCGAGAAAUCCGCCUCACUUCGAGAUGACGGCCAGUGUGAUGUGUGCAGCACUCGGUAUAGGUCAGUAGUGUACAGGUGCAUUCAGGCACUCUCUGCGUCGCUGUGUUGUAUUUAUUUGGUCAACAGUCACUGGUAAAGUGAACUGGACCAUUGAGAGAGAAAAAAAGAACACUACACUGUGUAAAUAAUGGAAGCUGGGCGCGCACACACACACACACACUACUGUUUGUUAUUGUUAUCAGUUUGAAUGUUUUUUAAAUCACUGGGUGUUGCAGAGAAAUAGACAUGAUGUUUGCCAGUUGUCCUUCAUGUGUUGUGUGAAGUUAAAUGUCUCGGUUGUACUGUAAACUUGGAUUGUGCCCCAGUUUCUCACCAGUAUUUACCACUCUGCUGGCCUUUUCUCGGUGACGCACCCUAAUUCAGACUUUACCGGUUGACGACGAGUGCCUGAACGCACCGCGAGUCUUGGUGUCUGCCAGGCCGGAGGUAACGGCAAAACUUUUGACUACUCUUAAUUCUUCAAGAAUUGUUCUGCUAUUUUUUUAUUCACUUUUUUAAUUUUUUCAGUCUCUGUUUUUGUUAUUCUUGUCCCAUUUGGUUGUUUUCAUGAAUAUUCUACAUGUAAUCCAUCGCAGAUAUUUUCUUUUGAUUAACUUAUUGGAGGUAACGGUCCCAGAAACAAGUGUUAACGCCAUCUUCAUGUGACGCCUCUUUGCAGCACCUUUUUAAACGGUGGUCCAAAAUAGAGCAGGUCCCAAACUGGUUUAUGACUGGUCCAGAAAGCCACAUGCUUUUAUUUGAUCUGGUGUACAUACUAAGUGACUGUGGUGAUUCUGAGAACCUGUUAAAACCAUCGUCUUUCCUGAUGCGUUACAGAACUGUUACGGUUCUUGCGACAGCAGUACAUGUGUGUUUUUAAUCGGUAACCAUGAUGUAUGAGGUGCUAGACCUAUCAAUUAGUAGGUUUCGGUUGCCCAGUUUUCACUGUAUAUAUACGUUUCAAUCAUUCGCAGAUUUUAUUGUGUACAUACCUAUAAAUAUCAAAUGUGAUAGCUGUUGUUCAUACUGUGUAGGGAAUGGUUAUCGUUCCACAGCCUCUUCAGCAAAAGCAGUUAUGUUGUGCUUUACCUUCAUAGCACUGCAGAGUCAGGAGCUGACGUAUUUUAUUGUUUGUUAUAUAAAUAUAUAUUAUUAUUAUUAUUAUUAUUUUAAAGGUGUUUAAGGGCAUGCCAGUUCUCUCUGAAUGUUUCUUUGCCUUCCAUUCACCUCUCAUUUGUGUUUUUUUUUUUACCUGUUUGACGUCCCUUUUCAAGCUUGUUUUUUGUUUUUAUUCUUUUUUUGUUUUAUAUCG
Molecule: messenger RNA, 5108 nt
Organism: Cyclopterus lumpus (lumpfish)
Lineage: Eukaryota; Metazoa; Chordata; Actinopteri; Perciformes; Cyclopteridae
Exons: 2
Coding region: 190-2907 (905 amino acids)
Biological process (GO): regulation of transcription by RNA polymerase II
Molecular function (GO): DNA-binding transcription factor activity; RNA polymerase II cis-regulatory region sequence-specific DNA binding
Source: RefSeq, a predicted model, not a curated record